AUGCAGACUGCUUCUACAAACAUUUGUGAAAGACUGUGCAGUAAGUCCAUCCGGGAAAUUUCCUUUCUACUAAAUAUUCCAUGGUCAACUGUUAGUGGUAUUAUAACAAAGUGGAAGCAACUGGGGACAACAGCAACUCAGCCACAAAGUGGUAGGCCACAAAAAAAAAUGACAGAGCGGGGUCAGCUCAUGCUGCAGAAGUUGCCAACUAUCUGCAGAGUCAAUAGCUAAAGACCUCCAAACUUUGUGUGGCCUUCAGAUUAGCACAACAGUCCAUAGAGAGCUUCAUUGAAUGGGUUUCCAUGGCCAAGCAGCUGCAUCCAAGCCUUACAUCACCAAGUGCAAUGCAAAGCAUCGGAUGCAGUGGUGUAAAGCACGCCUACA
Molecule: messenger RNA, 384 nt
Organism: Staurois parvus
Lineage: Eukaryota; Metazoa; Chordata; Amphibia; Anura; Ranidae
Source: the annotation of a GenBank genome assembly